AUGUGGAUUUUGUGUGGUCAUACUUUAAAAAUUCUUGAUGUUAUGAAUAUCAAGGUACUUCCUGAGAAGUACAUUCUUAAGAGACGGACAAAAAAUGCAAAGAAUGAGAUUGUGCAAGACUUCAAUGGACAUGAAAUAAUAAUAGACACCAAUUUAAAAGUCACAAAUCGAUACAAAUCCUUGUGCCCCUUGUAUGUCAAGCUUAUCAGUCGAGCAGUUGAAUGUGAAGAAGGAUACAAAAUAGCAUUGGAAAACUAUACUGAGUUGAGCAAAAAGAUUGAAGAUGUCGUGAGAAGGAAAUCCGAUCUUUACCAAGUCGAUCAUUCUCUAGAAAAUCCAUUAGAUGAGACGACAAACAUAAGUGCUAUAGGCCUAAAAAAGAAGCAAGGUUGUAAGGGAAAGCGACGGUUCAAAAGUUGCAUUGAAGUGGCUAAAAAGAAGAAGAAAAAUAUCAACAAUCAUCCCCCACAAGCAAAUCAGUAUUUACAAGGCCAAUGUACAACUUCAUCUAUUCAUGGAGUUGAUAGUUCUAAUCCUUUAUCAUCCUGUCAUUCAGAUCAGGAUUUGUACACGCCUCAUUUUGCAAGUGCUAAUGACCCUUGUAGUCUUUACCCUACCUCACUACAUCAGGAUACCGAGAGUACAUCAAGUCUCCUUACAAGUUUGAACAUCCAUGACAGAACUCCUUGGGAUUUCUUCCCUAAUCUUUAG
Molecule: messenger RNA, 711 nt
Organism: Alnus glutinosa
Lineage: Eukaryota; Viridiplantae; Streptophyta; Magnoliopsida; Fagales; Betulaceae
Product: protein FAR-RED IMPAIRED RESPONSE 1-like
Exons: 4
Coding region: 1-711 (236 amino acids)
Source: RefSeq, a predicted model, not a curated record